Messenger RNA from Triplophysa dalaica, 2030 nucleotides. RefSeq names its product MyoD family inhibitor (gene mdfi). The coding region runs from base 445 to 1212 and encodes 255 amino acids. NCBI's taxonomy places the organism in Eukaryota, Metazoa, Chordata, Actinopteri, Cypriniformes, Nemacheilidae. The record is from RefSeq and is a predicted model, not a curated record. The transcript has 5 exons.
UCUCGAGCUGUCUGCGCGAGUGACUGCUGCACGAGAGACCACAGCGAAAACACUGAGGAGCGCUGGAACAACUCGGCAUUACUGGACAUUAAACGAGAAAAAAAAAACAUUUUUUAUUCAUUUAAUGUACUGAAAAACAACUCGACCGACUCCGUUUUCUGUCAGGUUUUGGGGGCUCUGACAAAUGAAGACAACCGCAAUUAUUCAACGCUGGAGAAAAAGAUCAGGAUACACGAAUAAAUGAGAAACAAGGAGUGACAACAACAACGUCAAUUAAACUGACAACUCUUGAAGAUACAUGAAGAGAAAGAAACUUUUCCCCGCUGAACGGGACAGUUUCAAGUUUGCGCAAGGAUUAAAUCAUGUAUUUCUGAGGUGUCACAUUGGUACCGAGUGACUGUGAGAGGGUCAUUUCUAGUUACCUGCCACCUGGCUGCAGGACAGAUGUCUGAGGAGGAACACAGCCAUAGUGCCAAUCCACCCAGACCUCCAGAUGGAGCCCGACUGGAUAAUCGUCCACUGGAAGCCCUUACUGCCCCAUGCCCAGAAAUGGACGAAUCCAGUGAGCAGACAACACCGAACACCACACUCAUGGAGAAAACAGAAGAGGUGGAGAAUGGCAGCAACAACAACAACAGUUUGUCUCAGCUGGACCUUACCAGUGCUCUUGGCAAAAGCAUAACAUAUCAACCUCAGGCACGGUCUACGCCCAUCCAUCCCACGCUAGCCAACUCUGCUGGAUCAGCGGCGCUGCUAAGGAAUGGCAGCAAGCCUCAGACCAACGGGGUUAAGAACGGAACCUUUUCACGAGCUGCUUCCUCAUCCUCGUGUUCAUCGUCGGCUCAUAAAAGCCCUAAGAAGCUGCAUUCCAACCCUUCCAUCAACAGCCAAAGCAGCAAGAGGAGCAAAGGUAGCUCUAAAUCCAACAGCUCCCAGAUCCCCACAGAGGCCCAGGAUGAUUGCUGCGUCCACUGCAUCCUGGCCUGUCUGUUCUGCGAGUUCCUCACGCUGUGUAACAUUGUGCUGGACUGUGCCACGUGCGGCUCCUGCGCAUCAGACGAAGCGUGCUUCUGCUGCUGCUGCGCUUCCGAGGAAUGCGGCGACUGCGACCUCCCCUGCGACAUGGACUGCGGCAUCAUUGACGCAUGCUGCGAGUCUGCAGACUGUCUUGAGAUCUGCAUGGAAUGCUGCGGGCUGUGCUUUUCGUCCUGAGACUUCUGUAAGGGGCGCGUUGCAUUUCACCGAUUGAGGAUCUGAGAAACAAGCAAAGAAUAAGCUGACCUGAUGAUCUGGAGUAGACGCAAACUAAGCCAAAGACAAUCAGAUGAGCAGAUUAGGCUCGUACAUCACUGGCCCUAACAUGAGGAUCGUUCUGAUUACUUUCUAGUUGCUUUUUUCUGAACUGACCGGUUUACUCUUCUUUAAGAAGAUGGGCUGAUACAGCAACAUUGUUCCUUCUACGUUUUCUGGACUUGAAUGGUUUCAGGAAGUCAAAUGUGUGUUGAGUCUGCCUUGGCAAGAUGAUGAAUGCAAGACGCUGUCUACAAAACGUUUGAGAUCAUGGCUCUUCCUGGUCCAGAAAUAAGGAACGAGUGCUCGGGUUUCAUGCGUAAACGUCAGCGUUUAUUAGUAGUUUGAAAUUGUCUUAAUGCCAGAUUUUAUUACUUGGAUAAAAAGUGUAAUCCACACUAAAAAAGUGCUUGAAUUACAACGCUGAUGUGUUGUAUAAAACAAUUCUAUCUUUAAAACAGUCCAACUUUGAGUUCUCUAGUUCACAUGUACACUACACUCGCAGGAUUUGUACCCUUCAUCUUAAUCAUUCAUUCUAAAUAUCAGCUGUCAAUAUGUACAGGACACUUUCUGUAGUACACUGGUGUAGUCCUUCAGUCACUGGCUACAGCGCUAAGGAUUACAGAUAACAAACUGUGAGUGUGGGACUCAUAGAUACAUGCAAGUGGGAGAAAGACGUGUAUAUUUAAUAUAUGGUGCCUUACUACACUUGUAUAAAAGAUUGUGUGAGUUGACAGUUA